UCAGCCAAAAAACCCACCUGUCCUCUUCUCUCUUUUUUUUUUUCUGUCCCUUUCUUUCUACAGUUUUCUCGUCCCUCUAUCCUAUAAAGACUGAUAUCAAUGUAACAUAACAUGGUUGCAGACCAAAUUGCAAGAAAAAUACUAUAGAAAUAAGAUUACUUGAAUUGGAUCCAAUGCCUUUCAAGCUUCAAAAACACCCCUCAAAAUUCAAAUAAAUGUUUUUAGUAGUCCAAUGUGUUUUUCCUUUUAAAAUUCAGCAAAGAAAUGUAUUUUAUUACACACCCAAAUCAUUGUUCCAGUAAAAUGAGAAGCAUUUUUGGGUGUCUCUGCAAACUCUGAACCCUGUCACGUGAAGUUUAAGCCAAAAAAAUUCAAGAAACGAAGCCCCCCAAAUCUUGAAAUUCUUUGUACUAUUAAUCCCAUUUCUCUUUGUUUAUGGUACUGAGUUUUUUUUAGGUUCCAUUAAAAGUGAAAGUACUAGCACAGUGAACAAAGAGUAAAUAUGUUGUGGAUUUUGUUUGCUUCUGUUUUGGAGGUGUUGUCAAGUUUGAUUUAUAGCUUGUGAGUCAAAGCUAUUGUCAUUGAUGAUAAUGACACUAAUUGGCGCCUUCUGUUACACUUCCUCAUUACAUUCUUUUAAAGUGGUAGAUCUGAAGAUUCUGGUGUUGAAAGUGAUCUUGUUAAAACUCUUUAGAUAGAAAGCUAAUUGUCUUUUGGAUCUUUCAGUUUUCAAGAUUCUAUCUGAUUUUUUUGUCCUCCUCAAUACCAAAUAAAAACACUUCCACCUUUUUUCCUCCACCAUACCAAAACCCAAAUCAAGACUCCAUUUUUAAUCUGCUGUUCAACUUUUUAGUGUUUCAUUCAUCAGUAGAAAUCCAAAUCAAGACUCCAUUUUUAACUUGCAGUUCAACAUUUUAGUGCUAAUUCAUAAGUAGAAAUCCAAAUCAAGACUCCAUUUUUAACUUGCAGUUCAACAUUUUAGUGCUAAUUCAUAAGUAGAAAUCCAAAUCAAGACUCCAUUUUUACUCUUCAAUUGAGCAUUUCAGUGUUCAUUCAUCAAUGGAAAUCCAAAUCAAGACUCCAUUUUUACUCUGCAUUUGAGCUUUUUAGUGCUCAUUCAUGAAAAUCCAAAUCAAGACUCCAUUUUUACUCUGCAUUUGAGCUUUUUAGUGCUCAUUCAUGAAAAUCCAAAUCAAGAAUCCAUUUUAACUCUGCAGUUGAGCAUUUUAGAGCUCAUUCAUCAAUGAAAAUGCCAACUUUAGUGAAAAUCAAGAACCCCUUUUGGCUGUAGAGUUGAACAAGAACAAUUCAGUGUUCAUUGAUUCAACAAUGGAAAUGUUAUCAAUUUCAAUGGGAAUCAAGAACCCACUUUUGUACUUAAGGUACAAUUCAUGUCACAAAAUGUUCUUUUUAAUCUUUUCAAUAUUUUCCAUAUUUUUCCCACUUGUAAAAUCAGGAGAUGCUGAAGCUUUACUAGCAUUGAAAGCCACAGUAGACCCAAAAAACAUUCUUGAUUGGAAAAAAGGGACUGAUUUAUGUCAAUGGCAAGGUGUAAAAGAAUGCAUGAAUGGAAAAAGAGUUGCAAAGCUUGUAGUUGAAAAUCUAAAUUUGAGUGGCAGAUUGGACGAAAAUGCCCUCAAUCAAUUGGAUCAAUUACGAGUUUUAUCCUUCAAACAGAACUCCAUUUCCGGCCAAAUUCCUAACCUCGCCGGACUUUUCAACCUCAAAUCCCUCUUCCUCAAUAACAACAACUUCUCCGGUGAGUUUCCGGCGUCCAUCACUGUCCUCCACCGCAUCAAAGUCGUGGUACUCGCCGGCAACGAUCUGUCAGGCGAAAUUCCGCCGUCGUUUACGAAAUUAUCCCGGCUUUACGUGCUGUAUUUACAGGACAAUCACUUCACCGGCGAAAUCCCGCCUUUGAAUCAACCGAGUUUGAGAUUCUUCAAUGUGUCAAACAAUCAACUCUCCGGCCGAAUCCCUAAUACUCCGGCGCUUUCUCGGUUCAACGAAUCGUCUUUCGCCGGAAAUGUCAAUUUGUGCGGAGCUCAAUUAAACCCUAAAUGUACAAUCUCCGGUCCUUCAAUUAGCCCGUCGUAUCCUAUUAGUCCUUACAAUGAAUCUCACCAUAAAAGAAGCAAAAAGCUUGUCAUUAUCAUCGUUUCGGCGCUUGCCGGAGUUUUGCUGCUCUGCAUUUUGACGGCGAUUUUCAUAGCAUGUGUGAGAAAAAGAAGAAGAAAAAAUAAUGAAGGAAAAAGCAAAGGAAUUGAAGCCGCUGCCACCGGCGGGGAUGAAGAGGGGACAAGUGGCGGCGGUGGCAGUGGUGGUAAUUUUGGAGGAAAAGAAGGGGCAUUUUCAUGGGAUCAACAAGGAAGUGAAGGAUUAGGGGCAUUGGUGUUCUGCGGACCAGGGGAUCAACAAAUGAAUUACAGCUUAGAGGAUUUGUUGAAGGCUUCAGCUGAGACAUUAGGGAGGGGUAUAAUGGGAAGUACAUACAAAGCAGUGAUGGAAUCUGGUUACAUUGUGACGGUGAAGCGGCUGAGGGAUUCGAGGUUUCCUAGGUUAGAGGAAUUCCGGCGACACGUGGAGAUUAUUGGUAGGCUAAGACAUCCUAACUUGGUCCCACUCCGAGCAUAUUUUCAAGCUAAGGAAGAACGUUUGCUUGUCUAUGAUUAUUUCCCUAAUGGCAGCCUCUUCUCCCUCAUUCAUGGGUCAAGGGCUAAUAGUGGUUCAAAGCCACUUCACUGGACCUCCUGUCUCAAAAUUGCAGAGGAUGUGGCUACUGGAUUGCUUCAUAUCCAUCAGAACCCUGGUCUGACUCAUGGAAACUUGAAAUCAUCAAAUGUACUCUUGGGGGCCGACUUUGAAUCGUGCCUCACCGAUUAUGGCCUCAUGCCAUUUAGGAAUCCAGAUUCUCCAGAGGAAUCCGGUGCUUCUUCCCUCUUUUACAGAGCUCCUGAAUGUCGUGACAUUCGAAGGCCAGUAACCCAUCAGGCUGAUGUCUAUAGCUUUGGCGUCCUCCUGUUGGAGCUCCUCACCGGAAAGACCCCUUUCCAAGAUCUUGUUCAAGAACAUGGAUCUGACAUACCGAAAUGGGUGAGAUCUGUUCGAGAAGAAGAAACUGAAUCGGGUGAUGAACCUGCAUCUAGUAAUGAAGCCUCAGAAGAGAAACUUGGUGCUCUUUUAAACAUAGCCAUGGCUUGUGUUUCACUUGUAGCUGAGAAUCGUCCCACGAUGAAGGAUGUUUUAAGGAUGAUUCGGGAUGCUAGAGCAGAAGCUCAAGGGUCUUCUAAUAGCAGUGACCAUUCGCCAGGAAGAUGGUCAGAUACUGUCCAGAGCUUGCCGAGAGACGAACAUUUGAGCAUAUGAGUUGUAUACUUUUUGAAGGGUUUGAAUAACGUGGCUUGAUUCUUUUGAAUCUUUGAAGCAUCAAUGAAUAUGAGUUAUAAUGGAUUUGUUGAUUCAGUUCUUGUAAAGACCAAGGGCUUUUUAUUUUUCUUGUUUCUAGGUUUAGUUGUUAGUAUCUAGGAGAUUUGCUUUAUACCACUUCAUUGACAUUCACUAGUUUAAGAUCCAUUCCUGAGUCAAAAGUUUGUUGCCAGCUUGUUUUGUGAGGAUGUAAUUGUAAUUGAGGUUCCAACUCUUUUUUAGGAAAUAUCUUGUUUGUAUCCAA
This is a messenger RNA of Nicotiana tabacum (common tobacco), 3670 nucleotides long. RefSeq names its product inactive leucine-rich repeat receptor-like serine/threonine-protein kinase At1g60630. Gene Ontology annotation, molecular function: protein binding; protein kinase activity; ATP binding. The record is from RefSeq and is a predicted model, not a curated record. Lineage: Eukaryota; Viridiplantae; Streptophyta; Magnoliopsida; Solanales; Solanaceae. Gene Ontology annotation, biological process: protein phosphorylation.